Molecule: messenger RNA, 537 nt
Organism: Durusdinium trenchii
Lineage: Eukaryota; Dinophyceae; Suessiales; Symbiodiniaceae
Source: the annotation of a GenBank genome assembly
AAGGAAUCGAAGUCACUUGAAGUCGAAGGAAUCGCCGCCAUGGCGGCUUCGAGAACGUAUGGUUCAGCCGGAGUCGAACCCCUUGGAAGCACUCCAAAGCUGGGUCGCAUGGGCCAACUCCGGGAGCCAAGUCUUGAAUCUGGGCCUUCAAGAUGGCCUAGUGGUACCAGGCUUGGGCGGCACGCUGUUGGCCUCCAGGCUACCGGCAGACGCCGAAGCUGUCGAUUGGGAGGCGGCCUUGAAGAGGCAAAAUGCUGCCAACGACGAGCUUUGUAGUGAAAAUAGUCAACUACAACUCGAAGUACAGCGGUUAGCUGCAGAAGAGUCACGCGAAGCCUGGGAGGAUGAGACCGAAGAUCAAGAAUCCAGUUGGUUGGAUGAGCUGAUCAGCAAGGUUCAGGAAGCUGCAAGCUCGACAGCUCAUACUGAUGAAGGCAAGUCCAGCUUUCUGGCGCGGCUCCUGUCAUGCUUGGACCAGGCCAUUCGUGCGGCCGAUACGGACGAGGCCGCUGGAGCCACGACCAUGGCUGAGGAGGU